AUGCAAUUGUCAAUAUCCCUUGCGCCCAAAAGGUUCGCUGAAAAUAAAUACAGUAAAUGGGCUUCAAUCAAACACGACAAAGCCAAGAAUGACGCCGCCAGAAGCAAGCAGCGCGUCCUCCUCACCCGCGACAUCACCGUAGCCGUUAAGCUCUCUGGCCCAGACCCAAACAUGAACCCCCGCCUCGCCCUCGCCUUGACCACCGCGAAAAAGAGCGCCGUCCCCAAAACCGCAAUCGAAGCCGCGAUUGCCCGUGGACAGGGCCUGUCAACGACCGGCGCAGCCCUCGAAUCACUCGUCCUCGAAGCCAUCCUCCCACCGUCAGUCGCCACGAUAAUAGAAUGCCAGACGGAUAACAAGUUACGCGCACUGGCGGAUCUGCGUUUACUUGUCAAGGAGGCUGGCGGGCAAGUCUCCACAGUAGGAUUCAUGUUCGAGAAGAAAGGGCGGAUAAUUAUGCGCAAAAAGGAAGGCAUAGGCAUGGAUGAAGUCCUUGAGCCAGCACUCGAUGCCGGCGUCCAAGAUGUCCAUGAAGAUGAGGAGGGCAGGGUGUUGUUAUUCACAGAGCCAGCGCAGACGAAAACAAUUGCGGAAUCUUUGGCGAAAGAGCUGGAUAUGGAGAUCGAGGAGAGCGAGAUCAUCUACGACCCGAACGAAGACACGAAGGUGGAGGUCAACGACGAAGAGGCGGCGGCAAAGCUGAGUAAUUUCCUCGACGACCUGCAAGAGGUGCAAGGCAUACAGGGUGUGUACAUGAACUGGACCAAGGGAGAGAGUAUACCAGCCGAGUUGUGGGAGGAGUUGCGGGGUAAGGUAGCAGUAUGA
Molecule: messenger RNA, 825 nt
Organism: Parastagonospora nodorum SN15
Lineage: Eukaryota; Fungi; Ascomycota; Dothideomycetes; Pleosporales; Phaeosphaeriaceae
Exons: 2
Coding region: 1-825 (274 amino acids)
Cellular component (GO): mitochondrion
Source: RefSeq, a predicted model, not a curated record